UGGGUGCGGGGGGCGGGCAGAGAGAGCCCCCUCCCCGCCCUCACUCCCCCUGAGGAGGUGGGGGUGCAAAAGGAAGAACCUGACAGGAACUCCCUGCCCCGAGUUCUCUCGGAGCCUGCAGCAGAUGGAGCCAGGAGCACGGAGCGAGCGCAGCGGCGGGCGGCGCAGGCAGCUGUGAGAGGCGCGGCGAGGCGAGCAGCGGCGAGCCCAGCGCGACGGCGGCAGCGCCAGCGGAGGCGCGGCGAAACUUUUCGCUCGCUCUCCUGCCACGCCGCGGGGGAGGCGCGCCUUCGCGGGCGCCGGGGCAGCGGAGCGGGCUGGAGGCGGAGAGCAUGCGGGGCGCAGCGGCGCUGGACAUGAGCGAGGCGCGGCGGGCCACGGCCACGGAGCGGGGGGCGGCCACGGCCGCCUCUUCCUCGCCGCUGGAGGGUCCCGAGAAGAAGCGCAAAGUCAAGAAGGGCAAAGGUGGUGCCGGCAGGAGAGGCUCCCCUCGGGACGACAGCGGGCCAGCUGUGCCACCUAAAUUGAAAGAGAUGAAAAGCCAGGAAUCUGCUGUGGGUCAGACACUAGUUCUCAGAUGCGAAGCAAGUUCUGAGCACUCCUCUCUCAAAUUCAAAUGGUUAAAGAAUGGAAAAGAAAUAACAAAAAGAAACAGACCGGAAAAUAUCAAGAUCAAGAGCCCCAAAAAACAAAAGACAUUCUCAGAACUUCGCAUUUCUAGAGCUUCAUUGACUGAUGCUGGGGAGUAUACAUGUAAAGCGAGCAACAGGUUUGGAAACAACAGCACCAAAGCUCAGAUAAUCAUUACAGACAUCAAUGAAUCCACAGGCAUGAUACCAGUUUUGACAAAAGGAGCAAAUACAUUCUCACAACUUGUAGACAAGAUUCCAGCUUCAACUGAAGGAAUGAAUACAUCCUCCUACACAUCUACAUCUACUACUGGGACAAGUCAUCUCACACGAUGUGAUGUAAAUAAGAAAGGCUACUGUGUAAAUGGAGGCGAGUGUUUCAUGGUCAAAGAUCUCCCAAAUCCAAGAUAUUUAUGCAAGUGCCCAAAUGAGUUUACUGGUGAUCGCUGUCAAAACUACGUAAUGGCCAGCUUCUACAAGCAUCUUGGGAUUGAAUUUAUGGAAACGGAGGAACUCUACCAGAAAAGAGUGCUGACCAUAACCGGCAUCUGCAUUGCUCUCCUUGUAGUUGGCAUCAUGUGUGUUGUGGCCUACUGCAAAACCAAGAAGCAACGGAAAAAGUUGCACGACCGCCUUCGGCAAGGCCUUCGGUCUGAACGCAACCAUAGAGUCAACAUGGCAAAUGGACCUCACCAUUCUCACCCACCACCAGAAAAUGUCCAGUUGGUGAAUCAAUAUGUUUCUAAAAAUGUAAUAUCCAGUGAGCAUGCUGUUGAAAGAGAAACGGAGACUUCGUUCUCUACAAGCCACUACACCUCAACGACCCACCACUCCACCACGGUCACCCAGACACCUAGCCACAGUUGGAGUAAUGGUCGGACUGAAAGUAUCAUCUCUGAAAGCCAUUCGGCAAUUGUGAGCUCCUCAGUGGAGAACAGCCGGCAUGCGAGCCCAUCAGGCCCCCGAGGGCGCCUAAACGGCAUUGGAGGGCCACGAGAAUACAGCAGCUUCCUCAGGCAUGCACGAGAGACACCUGACUCCUAUCGUGAUUCGCCACACAGUGAAAGGUACGUAUCUGCUAUGACCACACCAGCUCGCAUGUCACCCGUAGAUUUCCACACUCCGAGUUCUCCAAAGUCACCUGCUUCAGAAAUGUCUCCACAAGUCUCCAGCUUAACCAUGUCUGUCCCUUCUGUGGCAGUCAGUCCAUUUAUAGAAGAGGAGAGGCCUCUCCUUCUGGUGACACCACCCCGGUUACGGGAAAAAUACGAGCAUCACAUGCAGCAGUUCAACUCCUCUUACCAUCACAAUCCCACCCAUGAAAGCAACAGUCUACCACCAAGUCCCCUGAGGAUAGUAGAGGAUGAGGAAUAUGAAACCACACAAGAAUACGAACCAACACAGGAGCCCCCAAAGAAACUAGUCAACAGUCGGAGGGCAAAAAGAACAAAGCCCAAUGGCCACAUUUCCAAUAGAUUGGAAAUGGACACUGACACAAGCUGUGAGAACAGUAGCUCAGAGAGUGAAACAGAAGAUGAAAGGAUAGGUGAAGAUACACCUUUUCUGAGCAUACAAAAUCCCAUGGCAGCCGACCUAGAAUCAGCUACUGCAUAUCGGCUGGCUGACACCAGGACUAACCAAACCAGCCGGUUCUCAACACAGGAAGAAUUGCAAGCAAGAUUGUCCAGUGUCAUAGCUAAUCAAGAUCCCAUCGCUGUAUAAAAAACACUUUAAAAACACACAUAGAUUCACAUGUAAAACUUUAUUUUAUAUAAUGAAGUACUCCACCUUUAAAUUAAAACUAUUUUAUUUUAGCAGUUCUGCUAUUAGGAUUUAAAAAUACACAGGAAAAAACUUUUAUAAAUUAAAUAUAUAAUGUAUAUACAAAAGUGUUAUGUGCCAUAUGUAGCAAUUUUUUUACAGUAUUUCAAAAAUGAGAACGAUAUCAAUGGUGCCUUUAUGUUAUCUUAUGUUGAGAGCAAGUUUUGUAAAAGUUACAAGUGAUUACUGUUCCACAGUAUUUUGCAGAAGUCUCUAACAUUCUGGUUUAUUUCCCCUUAACCUCCCCGGCCACCUUCCAUUCCUGCCUCUUUUUCUUUUUGUGUACUGCAUUAAUGGUGACUGACUGUACAGUUUGCAAAAAUUGCAACAGUCCCUGUGUUUGCUUGCUGUAGCCCCUGAUCAGAAGAGCCCUGUAUUGGCACAUCUACCUAAAGAAUCAUAAUCAUUUCUUCUAGAAGAGGUUUUUAAUCUGCUUAACCCUAUAUGUGUUGCUCUCUGUCAGAAUUAAGGUUUGAUUUAAGAGCCUUGAGGAGAUGGCAGCUCCAACAGCAUGCCGUUAUUUACAACAGGACAAUACAUACAUAAAAUGUAAACCUAUAUUAAAUAUUUGACAGAAAUACUGUGAUUUUAAGUUUAAUAUAAUCAGUCGAGCAUCUGCUUGAACCUAAAUAGGAACAAUCUCUCACACACAGACACGUUCUUAGUUUUUGUGAUGGUGUUUCUUAGAAGUAUAGGAGUGCUUGCAGUAGGACACAAUCCUAACGCAACUUCUUCCGUGCAAGCACCUUUGCAAUGAAUGGGAUCUAAACAAGAGCAUCACAAUCCUUUGUCCAGCUUCCAAUCAUUUUAGUGUGGCUUGUGCAAAAUUAUUUCCUACGGGACUGCAUCCAGGCUAAGUUAGCUGCAGUUCCUGAAUAAACUAUUAGAGCAAGUAUUUGUAACCACACAAGAAAAUGAUAAUGGUGGGAAAAAUUAACAUGUCUCAGAUAAAAUCACAGUCAGUUUUGAACCUACAUUUCUUUUUUCUUUUUUUUUCAA
Varanus komodoensis (Komodo dragon) is the source of this 3449-nucleotide messenger RNA. It is a transcript of the gene NRG1, whose product is annotated as neuregulin 1. The record is from RefSeq and is a predicted model, not a curated record. Gene Ontology annotation, biological process: cell differentiation; nervous system development; intracellular signal transduction. NCBI's taxonomy places the organism in Eukaryota, Metazoa, Chordata, Lepidosauria, Squamata, Varanidae. The transcript is spliced from 13 exons. Gene Ontology annotation, molecular function: protein tyrosine kinase activator activity; chemorepellent activity. Bases 333 to 2351 code for a protein of 672 amino acids.